Messenger RNA from Apodemus sylvaticus (European woodmouse), 1957 nucleotides. It is a transcript of the gene Fez2, whose product is annotated as fasciculation and elongation protein zeta 2. Lineage: Eukaryota; Metazoa; Chordata; Mammalia; Rodentia; Muridae. The transcript is spliced from 8 exons. The coding region runs from base 42 to 1088 and encodes 348 amino acids. Gene Ontology annotation, cellular component: cytoplasm; axon. The record is from RefSeq and is a predicted model, not a curated record.
GCCGUCUGGCCGGGGCGGGGCGCACGCCGGCAGCGGGCGCGAUGGCGGCGGACGGGGACUGGCAGGAUUUCUAUGAGUUCCAGGAGCCGGCAGGGAGUGUCCAGGACCAGGAGAACUGUAACGCGAGCCCAGAGGCUGGAGUGGGGGCACACGCGGGUGGCGACAGCUUCCCGGCGCUGGCUUCCAGCCUGGAGGAGAAGCUGAGCCUGUGCUUCCGCCCCACGUCGGAUGCCGAGCCCCCGCGGACGGCCGUGCGGCCCAUCACGGAGUGCAGCCUCCUGCAAGGGGACGAGAUUUGGAAUGCCCUGACAGAUAAUUAUGGGAAUGUUAUGCCUGUAGACUGGAAGUCGUCCCAUACAAGGACCUUGCAUUUGCUUACUCUGAACCUCUCAGAGAAAGGGAUGAGCGAUGGCUUGCUCUUUGACACCUCAGAUGAGGAAGAGCUGAGGGAGCAGUUGGAUAUGCAUUCAAUCAUCGUCUCCUGUGUCAACGAGGAGCCUCUCUUCACGGCAGACCAGGUUAUUGAAGAAAUUGAAGAAAUGAUGCAGGAAUCACCAGAUCCGGAAGACGAUGAGACCCCCACACAGUCAGACCGGCUCUCCAUGCUCUCCCAGGAGAUUCAAACCCUUAAGAGGUCUAGCAUGAGCAGCUAUGAAGAGCGAGUGAAGAGGCUGUCAGUGUCUGAACUAAACGAACUGCUGGAAGAAAUUGAGACAGCCAUUAAGGAGUACUCUGAGGAGCUGGUGCAGCAGUUAGCCCUGAGAGAUGAGCUGGAGUUUGAGAAGGAAGUGGAAAACAGCUUUAUUUCUGCUCUGAUUGAGGUGCAGAACAAGCAGAAAGAACACAGAGAGACAGCCAAGAAGAAGAAGAAGCUCAAAAGUGGCAGCUCUCAGAACGGGAGGCACGAGAGGAGCCACACACCAGGCACGUAUUUGACGACAGUCAUCCCUUACGAGAAAAAGAAUGGCCCACCGUCUGUUGAAGAUCUUCAAAUAUUAACAAAAAUUCUGCAUGCUAUGAAGGAGGACAGUGAGAAAGUUCCAAGCUUGUUAACCGACUAUAUACUGAAAGUUCUGUGUCCGACAUAGAGCAGCAUUCUGGUGGGAGCGGCCUCCCGUCUGUGGACUCCGGGCUUGGUUUCCUACGGUGUUUCUCUGGAACAUGCUGUCACGAGUCCCGGCUUUUGAAGACCCCGCACACUCGAACUUGGAUUUGCAAUUCAGUAUUAACAGAUCAUGACUUCACUAAUCCAAUCACAUUAUAGCACCACGAGAGCUCCAGCACCCUUGAAUUCUAGAGAGAGGUUCUGGUAAAUGUAACCAUUGUAAACUGGUUUCUAAGUUAACAGUCAAGGAGAGGGAUGUGAUCCCUGUUUGCUGUUGUUUCUGACAGUGUGGCUGUCAGUCUUGAAUUCCUCCAUUUGAACUGCACUGAAGAACCGGAUUAAAGCACCGGCUGAUCCCACUGUAGCUGUUCUUCAGUGAGGGUGAGAAUCAGUGUUUUUAGAGCAUCUUCAGAAUAUUACCUACCAGUAUUGUCCAGAAACAUGGAGAUUCCGCCAUUGUGAAGUGAAUGGUCACUACUACAAUAUUGUGGCCGUUGUGAAGCAGAGCGCACUGCUUUCGCCUAAUUGUGGACGCUGGACACUGUUGGAAACUCAUUUUUGUAAUUUCUGCCUGAUUCACCAUUGUUGGUGUGUGAGCCCUUAGGAUGCCAUUCAGAAUCAUCACAAACUUUGGGUGUGUCUGUUCUGUGAAGAAGUGUGUUUAGAAAGGGGUCCAUGCUUCUAAGGUGCUUGAGGAGCUACUGAGGUACUGCCUCAUUUCACGGGGGUGUUCAGUUUUAUUUACACCUGUGUGCUUUUCUAGAAAAAGCUGCUCAUGGCUGCAACACUAAUCAUGAACACGUUUUGCCCGUUUCAAUCAAGUCAGUGGCAUUUAAUAAAAUUAUAUACAUA